Brassica rapa (field mustard) is the source of this 2304-nucleotide messenger RNA. RefSeq names its product probable S-adenosylmethionine-dependent methyltransferase At5g38100. The record is from RefSeq and is a predicted model, not a curated record. Gene Ontology annotation, molecular function: methyltransferase activity. Lineage: Eukaryota; Viridiplantae; Streptophyta; Magnoliopsida; Brassicales; Brassicaceae.
AACUUAGGAUGUUGUCGUGAUUGGUAUUUAUGGGUUUGGUUAUUACACUACUUCAUGUUUACAUAAUAUGACGAAGAUGACUAUUUAAUUACACAAAAAUUGCAAUUUUCAAAUUAUUUCUCCAAAUUUAAAAUAAGAACAUUAAUUUCACAAGUUUACGUUGAUUUCUAAAAUGUACGUAGUAAACACACAUUAACUUAAACAUUUAACUAACUCAAAAGAGAAAUUCUAUAGUGUUUCAUUUAUGUAAUCUAAAAUUUUGGAAACAGUUUUUUGAGGAAAAAGAAUGAUAAUUAACUAUAAAUAUUUUAGUUUAAUUAAAUACAUAUACCUAUUAUAAAUAUUAAUUAAAAUCGAUGAAUUUUCAAAUAAUGUUAUACAUAUGCAUUACUCUGCAAUUUUUCUUAACAUCCAUAUUUCUAAAACAAACAUAUAUUAUCUCAUUCAUUUUCUAUUUCAUUGAUUUUUUUUGUUCAUGUUAUUCGAAUUAGUCAUAUAAGACAUCCAUUUACACGCCUUAUUUUUUUCUCACGCUAAGAAGUCAUAUUUUUCCCUAAUUUAUAAUCAAAGAAAAAGUCAUAUUCGUUUCUUAUCACUGAACUUAUAUUUUCAACUUGCUGUUUAUUCAAAAUUUAGAAAUGUACGAGACAUUUGAAUAAUUAAAAUCCUUUUGACAUCUGCGGGCAGAUUUGAAUUGUCUCAAGGAGUUGGAAAUUUAAAUUACAUCGUUAAUACUUUCUGCUACAACAUUUUGAAUUUUCUUAGUUGAGUGCAAACAUUUCAAACCACAUCUUUUCAUAUUCCUCUAAGAACAUUUCAGACCACAUAUUUUCCUAUUCUUUUCACAACAUUUCAAACCUCAUCAUCUUUUCAAGUCACGCUUGGAUUUUUUUUAAUUUGGGUCAAUACAAAAAUUCAGUUAAAGCGACCAGCUUCAAAGAAUUGUCUUACCGAAUGAUUAAAAAAAACAAAAAAAAACAUCUUCUUUUUGUUUUUUUUUUUGGCUAAAAAUAUGGAAAAAAAAUCUCAUCUUGAAUUUGUAUAAAUAUGUUCCGUUAAUCUCUUCAAUUACUAAAACUAACACUCCCAACAUUUAGAAAUAGUUAAGCACAAAACAGACUGCAAUGUCAACAUUUCCUCGAUCGUACCCGAUGAGCGGUGGUGAUGAUCAACACAGUUACAUCAAUAAUUCGUCUUAUCAAAUAGCAGCUAUAAAUAGCGUUCGAGAAAAGACAAGGCAAUGCAUCAUAGAAAAGCUCGAUCUCCCUCUGAAUUCUGAUCUUGGUACUUUUAGAAUUGCCGAUUAUGGUUGUUCCAUUGGACCUAACACGUUUCAUGUUGUUCAAAGCAUCAUUGAUGCUGUGAAAUUCAAACAAGUGGAUGCCAAAAACGAAAUAAGCCUUAUGCCUCUCGAAUUCCAGGUGUUCUUCAACGAUCAACCCAACAAUGACUUCAACACACUCUUUAGAACCCAACCUCCUUCAUCUGAGCGGGAAUAUUUCUCGGCCGGAGUUCCAGGGUCCUUCCAUGGCCAAGUGUUACCAAGGAACACCGUCCACAUUGGACACACUUCUUACACGACUCACUGGCUUUCUGAUGUUCCCGAGAACGUAGAUGACAAGAACUCUCCAGCUUGGAACAAAAAUUACAUUCAAUGUAAUUAUUCAAUCGAAGAAGUGACCAAAUCUUACAAGGCCCAGUUCACAAAAGACAUGAAGCGUUUUCUUGAAGCUAGAGCAGAAGAGAUAGUUCCAGGAGGAUUGAUGAUCGUUCUAGGACAAUGUUUACCCGAUGGUGUCCCCAUGUUUAAGACAGAUCAGGGUAUUUUGGUGGAUACGAUUGGUGAUUGUCUUAUGGAUAUGGCCAAAUCGGGACUAACGAGCGAGGAAAAGAUCGGGCUGUUCACCAUUCCUGCGUAUUUCCCACAAUUUAGUGAAUUAAAGACAGAGAUUGAGAAAAAUAGAAGCUUUACAAUUGAGACUAUGGAGAGCGUACGGCAUCCAUUGGAGGAUAUUCCGUUAUCCAACCAGUUCUUGAUUUCCAUGUUUAGAGCUAUUCUCAGCACGAUCAUAAAAGAACAUUUCGGAGAAGAUGUGAUCGAUGAGCUAUUUGAUCGGGUUGCUAAGAAACUCGCCAAGUACCCGAUUGAUUUUAAAGAGUGCGAGAAAAAUGUGACCUACUUUCUCUUGCUCAAGCGAAAAUGAAUACUAUGUGAGAUAUUAAAAUAAAGAAUUAUGUUGUUUUUUUUUUUUUUUUGAAUUGAAUGUUAAAUUGAAUUCAAAAGAAAAAAACCUUUUUACAACA